This is a messenger RNA of Cladophialophora psammophila CBS 110553, 693 nucleotides long. RefSeq lists its product as uncharacterized. NCBI's taxonomy places the organism in Eukaryota, Fungi, Ascomycota, Eurotiomycetes, Chaetothyriales, Herpotrichiellaceae. The record is from RefSeq and is a predicted model, not a curated record. Bases 1 to 693 code for a protein of 230 amino acids. The transcript is spliced from 3 exons.
AUGAUCCACGCGAAGUUUUCCGUCUUGCUUCGUUCUCGACCAGAAUGGCGCACGUUGGGACUUGCCCUGGUCGCCUCAACGACCUACGACUUCCAAGAAGACGAAGCGUGUGACUGCGAUCUUGUCAUGCCACUCGCGGCGUACAAGCGGCCGGCCACGCUCAAUGUCCUCUUGCUCUGGUCCACCGAUCCCAUGGCCUCUGUCGAAGCACGAAUACGCUCAUUCCUGCUGGAAACGAAGCAGGGGACCGAUCGUUAUGUUAUUGCGGUGGUUAACAACAAGGGGGGCUCCCUGCACGCCUUUCAAAUAUUCUCGUCUCUGCAAAGCCUGAUGCUGGAUGUUUCGCCCGCUCCCAUUCUCAUUGCACUGUCGAUCGAAAGCGUUUUGCCUACGAUUGAACGCUACAUUCAAGAGCUGCACAAGAAUUUCGAGAUCAAGUUACCGCCGCUCCCGAUGCCUACGACUUUGGUGGCGCAUGCCUGUACCACUGCACCCAUUCGGCCUCUCUCGCCGCACGAUGCCAAUAUCUUGACUGACCUUUGUCAUUCCAUCCGAGAGUUGGAAGAAGCUACAAGAACAAGCAGCGGAAGGGAGCAAUUGGCGGAGUAUCUGGGACCGGCUGUCACCAAGAACAUUGUCGAUUUCUGGGAAGAUGAAUGGAUCGGAUCGUUUGAUCACGUGUUGAACUGCUAA